Messenger RNA from Microthlaspi erraticum, 999 nucleotides. The record is from the annotation of a GenBank genome assembly. NCBI's taxonomy places the organism in Eukaryota, Viridiplantae, Streptophyta, Magnoliopsida, Brassicales, Brassicaceae.
AUGUCGAUUCCGCCGAGAAAAGCUGCGGCUUUUCCUGGAAGAUUAUCCGUCCAUCGCUCCCCAAAGAGGCAACGGCUUACCCCUGCCGAUGAAGAUGAAUCCGACGGUUUCAGCGUCCCGAGUGACGAAGAAGAAGUCGACUUCUCGACUUUUGCUAACGAUUCCAGCUUCUCAAGCGACAGUGACGAUGAUCUCUUAAUCGCACGAGUUGUUGGUGUGCCGAGAACGGCGACUAUUGCUAACGGUUCUGGGAAUGUGACGAGAUCCGUAAACACCAGCACCCCGGGGGCUUCUUCUUCUUCUUCCUCUUCGUGGCCUCAAUCCGUGAAGCUCAAAAGCUCCGAUGUUCUCGACUGUCCUACUUGCCGCGAGCCACUGAAGAAACCAAUCUACCAGUGUAGUAGCAAUGGACAUCUAGCUUGUUCUCCGUGCGUCACGAAGCGGUUGAAUCGAUGCACGUUCUGUAGAUCUCACAUCGGUGACAUCCGAUGCAGAGCCAUGGAGAAGAUCAUCGAAACAUCCAUAGUUCCAUGUCGAAACUCGGUUUACGGAUGUCAAGAAACAUUCACAUACGGAAACAAACCAAGCAGCCACGAGAAUCUCUGUGGUUACAUGCCAUGUUCUUGCCCGUUACCAGGCUGCAACUUCAUUGGGUCCUACUCUCGUCUUAGAUACCAUGCUCGUUCUUCGCACUCUUGGGGCAAGGAGAACCACGUCCAGUUCACGCUCGACAGGCCUAUCGACUUUAACUUGGACCUCGUCGACUCCUCCCCAGCCGGAACGUGCAACUAUUCCUGCAGUCUCGCCAGGCUCGAUUGGCGUAACUCGUUAAGGAUUGGAAUGAUGGUGAAGAAGAUUCAGAAAGUGGACGAGCAAGAAGAAGAGCCCAGAGAUGGUUUCUUGUUUAUUCCGUCUUAUAUGUUUGGUGAUUAUGCUAACUGCUGUCACUUGAAGUUGCAGAUUUGCAUUGGUCGUGAAGACAAGUAUGUUCAUAUCUGA